AAAUUAAGAACGUUGUAUAACAUCUAAAUAAACUAUUGAAAAAAAAUUAACUCUUAAUUUUCAUUAUUUAGGCUGUUUUAGCCCAUUAAAGUUCUAAGGUUUUCUGAAAUUAACCGUGUACUCCAUUCACGGUUCCUCGUGAACCAUACAGAAUUAUGACGUAUGAGCCGCGAGACUCAAAAUCACUUAGUCAUGGAUAGCAGCGAAAAAAGUAGUUGUGCUAGUGAACAUAGCGAAGUAUAUAGUUCUGAAACAGAUGAAAGUAUUUGCAAAGGGUGUUAUGAUAACGAACCUGAAUAUACUGAAAGUCAGUUGAAAAACAUUUGUUCAUCAAAAACUGCGAAUGAUAUUUCAGACGACGACGAAGAUGAGGAUUUAGACUCAAGCAGGUUAGAAAACUUACAUUGGUGUAAGUGUAAAAAAUGUGAUAUACACGAGUUAAUGACUGCUGAAGAAUGCAAGUGUUGUUUGGAGUUUACAACUUUACUGGGAGAAAAGCUGGAAGAGAAUACAUGUAUUACCUUGCAUAAAGAUUUUAUUCUUUGUUUAAAUCGCACCGUAUUAGAGACAGCAAGCAUUAGACAUCGCAGAUAUCAAAAUAAUUUCAAGGAUAUAAAAUCUUUUCAAAACAAAUCAACAUUGCAUAAUUAUGACGCAAAUGGUUUGAUUCCUAUCUAUGUUGAUCAAUUUGUUUAAUCUUACUGAGUAGAGCUUCAUACAAUAUGCCGUCUGUUGAUUGCCCAGUCCCCGACUGCUCAUACGCUACACCAGAUCUGGACCCCGUCAUUGUUGCUGCUUUGCUAACUACCCACGCCACCACCCACUCUAAUGGUAGU
Hydractinia symbiolongicarpus is the source of this 836-nucleotide messenger RNA. RefSeq lists its product as uncharacterized. NCBI's taxonomy places the organism in Eukaryota, Metazoa, Cnidaria, Hydrozoa, Anthoathecata, Hydractiniidae. The transcript has 2 exons. Bases 163 to 696 code for a protein of 177 amino acids. The record is from RefSeq and is a predicted model, not a curated record.